Messenger RNA from Malus domestica (apple), 2986 nucleotides. NCBI's taxonomy places the organism in Eukaryota, Viridiplantae, Streptophyta, Magnoliopsida, Rosales, Rosaceae. The record is from RefSeq and is a predicted model, not a curated record.
AUGGAGGUUGUGAAAACUGCAGAAGUAAUGCCUCCCACAGAAUCUUCUUCGUCCUCCAACCAUGAUCAACAAUCUGCUGGGGAUGCACCUGUGAAUACAGAAAAGCAUGACAAAGUUGAAAGUAACAGUCGUUUGUCAACAACGGACAACCCUAAAUUAGAAACUACACAAAGUUCUUCUGACGGAGGCCCCUCUCUUGAGCAAAAUCAAUCACUUCCAACAGAUAAUCCGGCUUCUAGCUCAUCAGCGAUAGAGAAUGGUAAAUCACCAACUGUGGAACAUGCGUCAAAUAGCAAAUCUCCAGAACAAAAUCAACUUCUUCCAACGGAUACUGCACCCUCAAUCAUUAUGGCCAAUCAAACAGAGAAAGAUACUCACGAUGCUCCGCACAUCUCAGGAACAAAAUCACCAACAGAUACUUCAGCCUCAGCCUCAGCCUCAGCCUCAGCCUCAGUAAGUACAGUCAAUAAAACAGAGAAAGAAGUUCAGGGUCCUAAAAAUGUGGACAAUCUGCAACCCACAACACGUUCUCUGCCCAAUAUAAAGGUUGCCAGAAAUGCUGUCAAAAAAACUGAAUCCGUUUAUUCUCCUAAGAGUGCUAAGCUGGCAUAUGUGAACAAUGUAAUAUCAUCACCCAGUACAAAGUUUGCUAGCUUCUCUGCGAGAAGAUCGGUAGCCACUGAUUCCCCUAAGAGUGCUAAGAACAGAGGUCUUAUUGAUACAACUGCUCCGUUUGAAUCAGUCAAAGAAGCUGUUUCCAAAUUUGGAGGAAUUGUUGAUUGGAAAGCCCAUAGAAUCCAAACUGUGGAGAGACGCAAAAUUGUGGAGCAAGAACUUGAGCAAGCACAGGAGGAGAUUCCUGAGUAUAGGAAACAAUCUGAGGCUGCCGAAAAAGCAAAGGUUCAAGUAUUGAAGGAGCUAGACAGCACUAAGAGACUCGUAGAAGAAUUGAAGCUCAACCUGGAGAGAGCACAAACUGAAGAACAACAGGCAAAACAAGACUCCGAACUUGCCAAACUAAGGGUGGAAGAAAUGGAGCAAGGUAUUGCGGAUGAGGCUAGUGUUGCAGCCAAGGCACAGCUUGAGGUCGCCAAGGCAAGGCAUACAGCUGCAGUGACGGAGCUGAAAUCGGUUAAAGAGGAGCUGGAAGCGCUGCACAAGGAAUAUGCUUCUUUAGUGACAGAGAAAGAUACAGCUAUUAAAAAAGCUGAAGAGGCCGUCUCUGCAUCCAAGGAAGUGGAGAAAACAGUGGAAGAACUGACUAUUGAGCUGAUUGCCAUGAAGGAGUCAUUAGAGGCUGCGCAUGCCGCUCAUUUGGAAGCGGAGGAACAAAGGAUUGGAGCAAUCAUGGCCAAGGAACAAGAUUCGCUUCAUUGGGAGAAAGAGUUAAAGCAGGCAGAAGAGGAGAUUCAGAAACUUAACCACCAAAUUAUGUCGGCUAAGGAUCUCAAGUCAAAACUAGACACGGCCUCGGCCUUGCUACUUGAUUUGAAAUCUGAAUUAGCUGCAUAUAUGGAAUCAAGGUUAAAGGUGGAAAGUGAUGGAGGACUCUUGAAAGAUGGGCUACAGGAACCAGAGAAGAAAACUCGUACCGAUAUACAAGUUGCAGUUGCUUCUGCAAAGAAGGAGCUGGAGGAAGUGAAGCUCAACGUAGAGAAAGCAAUUGCUGAAGUAAAUAUCUUAAAGGUGGCUGCCACAUCAUUAAAAUCAGAACUUGAAAGUGAGAAAUCAGCUCUCGCCACCAUUACACAGAGAGAAGGAAUGGCAUCAGUGGCCGUUGCAUCUCUUGAAGCUGACCUGGAGAAGACUAGGUCGGAAAUAGCUCUAGUUCAGAUGAAGGAGAAAGAAGCCAGAGAGAAGAUGGUGGAGCUACCCAAAGAAUUACAGCAAGCGGCACAAGAGGCUGACCAGGCAAAGGUACUUGCUGAAACGGCUGGUGAAGAGCUGCGCAAGGCAAGGGAAGAAGCAGAGCAAGUAAAGGCUGGAGCACGUACUGUGGAAAGUAGAUUACUCGCAGCACAAAAGGAAAUAGAGGCCGCUAGGGCCUCCGAGAAGUUGGCGUUAGCAGCAAUUAAAGCUUUGCAAGAAAGUGAACAAGCUAGAAGCACCAACGAUACUGAUUCACCAACUGGGGUAACACUUUCUGUAGCGGAGUAUUAUGAGCUCAGCAAACGGGCCCAUGAUGCAGAAGAACAGGCGAACACGAGAGUUGCAGCUGCAAAUUCCCAAAUCGAGGUGGCCAAGGAGUCUGAGCUCAAAAGCUUGGAAAAGUUGGAAGAAGUGAAUCGGGAAAUGGCUGCAAGAAAAGAAGCACUCAAGGUUGCAAUGGAAAAGGCUGAGAAGGCCAAGGAAGGCAAGUUGGGUGUUGAGCAGGAGCUGAGAAAGUGGAGGGCCGAACAUGAGCAACGGCGAAAGCUUGGUGAACCUGCUCAGGCAGCAGUAACUCCCACUAAAAGCCCGAGGGCUAGUUUUGAGGCUAGGAAAGAAUCUAAGAACUUUGACCAGGCAGCUGAUUCUGCCGGACCCGAGCAAUAUUCAUCAAGCCCCAAGUAUGGACUUGGAAGCCCCAUCGAAGCCAGUCCAUCACCCACAGAAGUAAAGCAGGGAAAGAAGAAAAAGAAGUCGUUCUUUCCACGGAUUUUUAUGUUCUUGGCCAGAAGAAGGGCGCAUCAAAACAAGGCAAACAACUCUUGAUUGAAACCAGAACAUGUCUGUUGUGAUUUUUUACCUCCUUUACAAGGUUGUUUCUCUCAGAGUGACUGUAAAUGGCAGAUUGAUCUGACUGAUGUUUACUCGAGUGUACAUGAGAAUACUGGAAAAUUGUUUGUUGUAUGAUAAGUUAAUUGGAUGAUAUAGUUUUGCUCACUGUAAGGAUGUUUUUGGAGCAAAGGGUACUAUUGAGAAGGGAGAAUAAGAGAAAUUCAGUAUUAUGUUGGUUCGCGUUUGCUGUAAUGAAAGAAUUUGGGUUUGAACUUUUCAUGAGCUA